Molecule: messenger RNA, 1014 nt
Organism: Puccinia triticina
Lineage: Eukaryota; Fungi; Basidiomycota; Pucciniomycetes; Pucciniales; Pucciniaceae
Exons: 1
Coding region: 1-1014 (337 amino acids)
Source: RefSeq, a predicted model, not a curated record
AUGGCUACGUUCGGAGACCUGCCUGUAGAGAUUCAUCAGUUGAUCGCAAACUGCUGCGGUGACAUUGGACAUGGUGUACUGGUCAAAUUUUCCUUACUGAAUCGAUCCUUCCAAUCGCUUGCGCUGCCCGUCUUGACAAGUUCAGUAAAACUUGACCAUCUGAAGAAUGACGAUCGGAAACUGCAACUUUUCAUACACCGCUUUGCGCCUCUCUAUCGAACCAAGCUCACUUGCCUCUCGCUCGUUCUGGGCCGGUCCCAGAUCCCUGCGCCAUAUUCCCUCGACGACGGUCUCGAUGAAAUCUAUGCAGACAUCCUUUCCCUUUUGCCGUUUUUGCAAAAUUUAAACGUGACCAUUAGCUCUGGAUCUGCGAAGGAGGCGCUCGAGGAGAGCGACUUCCCGCUGACUUUGAAAGCUGUGCAAAGGCUGAAGCACCUCAAAGCGCUUACCAUCUGCCAAGAUCAAGAUGACCCUUCGGCGGCUUCCUCGUCAUUUGUCGCGCACUUGCUUUUCGAUUGCUUGCCGCGGUUAAAAUGUCUACAAACGCUGAAACUGGACCGAAUGACCAUCGUCCUACCAUCUAAUCUUCCUGCACAAUCUGCCCAACUGAACCACUUGAGCCACCUGCGCCUGCGAUCCAUAAGAAUCAUCCACAAACCGUCGACCCAUUUACGACGGGAUUCAUUUACUGAAUUCAUCAAUUUCUUCUCCCAAAAUCUCGAAUCAAUAAAUCUCAGAGAUAUCACGUUUGAUUUACCAUCCCAAAUUCACCAAGUCUUCGCGCCGCGCCUCUGCAACCUGGUUCUUUCAUUCAAAUCCAGUCAGCCCCGGGAUCUGGCCUGUAAGACGAUUGAACGUGACUAUCUUGAACAACUCUACCGCUAUGUUCUCGAGAACUUCUCCGGGAGUUCUAGUUUAGAAUCUAUCAAUAUUCACGAACCAAUUGGUCUGGAUCAAUAUAAAAUUCUCAAGAGCCGUGGCGGAUUCCGGGACGUUUUUCAAACAAAUCAAUAA